Molecule: messenger RNA, 921 nt
Organism: Brenthis ino (lesser marbled fritillary)
Lineage: Eukaryota; Metazoa; Arthropoda; Insecta; Lepidoptera; Nymphalidae
Source: the annotation of a GenBank genome assembly
AUGCCCUACCAGUCGGGCGAAUUCGUUGCGAUAAAAAGUGAAUUGAGCGAGAUGUGGCCGGCGAUAUGGAGAGUUGAUGGAAAAACAUUACUACAAAAAUAUGAACCAUUCGAGGAAAACGGAAAAGUACUAUAUCGAAAUAUUUCCACGUAUGCAGCAUGGAACCCUCAAAAUAAGAAACUUUACAGCCAAGUACAAGUUAAAGUCCGAUCGCAAUCACAUUUAGAAACAAUAGUAGAAUUAGUAAGAAGUGAAUUGCCUCUCGACGACUGUAGUUUUAUGGAGAAGAGAAUGCUAGAAACGCAAAUGUACCAAGAAAAUUUCGAAGUUUAUAUACAGACAUUAAUAUCACAUGCCUUGGAUCCCAAUUUCUUAACUGAAAUAUUUCAAGAGCAAGACGACUACUUCCUGUCCAACGUGAAGACGGUGGACGAGGUGACGGAGGCGAUGCGCGCGCGCGUGGCGGGCGCGGGCGCGGCGCGCGCGCUGGACGCGGCGGCGGCGGCGUGGCCCGGCCUGGGCGUGGCGGCCGGCGCCGGCGCCUGCCGCGCCUGCGCGCGCCCCGCCGCCGCGCGCCUGCUGCUCUACGGGCAGCCCUACAACCCCGCCACGCUCGAGCCCGUGCAGCCCGACGCCCGGCUGGCGUAUGAAAAGGAAUUCCUUGUGUGUAGUACGUGUUGUGGUCGGGUGCAGUUAUUUUCAAGAAUAUCACAUCAAAAAUACCUCAUGUAUGCGGAAUGUAGUAAAAGAGUAGCAGAGAAGAGAAUGCAAAACCCCAGUAAAGACACGACAGUGAUCCUCAACGAAUUGCUCGCGGAUGAAGUGUGGCUGUCUCAGUUGUUCCGCGACGUACGACAGUCUUGGGCGGAGGCGGAGUCGUGGGAGCGCAAGAUGCGGCACGCGAUGACUCGCCAAAUGAUU